CAGCCGUGUACGAUGGCUGGCCGGUGGCAGCACUGGGCCGGCCGCCCCUGUGGCUGCCCGACCCCGUAGAGUCAUGUCGUACCAAUGUCGGUCUCUUCCUGCAAACCAUCCAGCGCCACCCCACGGACCCGGACCAAUGCCGCUGGCUGCCCGGAGCCCGGAUCAACAUCGCGGCGGCUGCACUGGACAGCGCCAGGGCCCCCGCGGAUAGGGACACACCCGCACUGCUGUGGGCUGCUGAUGGCUCCCCGCGGGCGCUGCGACCCGUGGGUCGCCAGGAGCUGCGAGCGCGGGUAAGGAGGCUGGCGGUCGCCAUCAGACAGCAUUUCAAAAUCGGCGAUGCCGUGGCGGUCUACAUGCCCAUGACCCCUUCCGCCGUGUGUCUUUACAUGGCUGCCGUACUGGCGGGCUGUGUGGUGGUGUCGGUGGCGGACUCCUUCUCCCCGGGGGAGCUGCGGACGCGGUUGGACGUCUCGGGGGCCGUGGGGGUGUUCACACAGGACGUGGUGCUCAGGGGCGGCAAGGUGCUGCCGCUGUACGACAAGGUGAUCAAGUCGGGCACUCCCGCUCGGGCGGUGGUCCUGCCGGCGGCUGAGGAGGACGACGUGAACACAACGAGCUCCCCCGGCUCCGUGCCCCUGCGGCCGGGAGACUUGUCUUGGGCCGACUUCAUGAAGAGCUGUGGCGGCUGUAGUUGUAGCAGUAGCAGUAGCAGUAGCAGUAGCAACACCAGGAGCUGCUGCCGCGGCGGUUGCGGGGCCGCCACCGGUUGCACUGAUUUUGCCGAAUUUACCCCCCAUGUGGCCGAUAUGUACAACGUCACCAACGUGCUGUUUUCCUCCGGCACCACGGCAAGUUGUGCACACGCGUGCGCGCGCGCGCGUGGCGAGCCCAAGGCCAUUCCCUGGAGUCAUCUGACCCCGCUCCGCUGUGCUGUGGACGGUUGGGCCCACUUGGAUAUCCGGCCGGGCAGUGUGGUGUGUUGGCCGACGAACUUGGGCUGGAUGAUGGGGCCCUGGCUGCUGUAUGCGGCAUGGCUGAACGGGGCGACGGUGGCGCUGUACGGGGGUGCCCCCUUGGGCCCCGACUUCUUGCAAUUCGUGGAGGCCGCCCGGGUGGACGUGUUGGGUUUGGUGCCGUCCAUAGUCCGGGCGUGGAGGCACGGGGGCGCGGGUGGGGGGCGGGGCGCGGCGACGGACGGUGUGGACCUGUCCCGCGUGCGGGUGUACGGCAGUACGGGCGAGGCGUCGGCGGCGGAGGAUUACGCAUGGCUCAUGUCCCGGGCACGCGGCUACCGCCCCAUCGUCGAGUACUGCGGAGGCACGGAGAUCGGCGGCGGCUACGUGAGCAGCACCCUCAUGCACCCCUGCGCCCCCUCCACCUUCACCACAGCCACAUUGGGGGCUCGACUGGUGCUGCUGGCGGCGGGGGAUGAGGGGGAGGGGGCGGGGACUGGGGCAGCAGCUGCAUUGGUCUGGGACGGUGCACCCUGCCGUACGGCUCACCAGCAGUCUACAGUGUCCGGCGAGGUUGCCUUGGCGAUGCCCAUGUUGGGUGUGUCCCAGAGGCUUCUGAACAAGGACCACUACCAGGUGUACUACGCCGGCAUGCCCGUGUACGGCAGUACGGGUAUGCCGCUGCGGCGCCAUGGUGACGAGAUGGCGGCCAUGCCCGCAGCUGGCCCGGGGCCCGCCGCGUGGUCCUUCUGCGCCCUAGGCCGCUGCGACGACACCAUGAACCUUGGGGGGAUUAAGGUAUCCUCCGUAGAGCUGGAGCGGGCGGUUGUGGCUGGUGUGGCGGGUGUGGUGGAGGCGGCUGCGGUGGGUGUGGCGCCCCCACAAGGCGGCCCGGAGGAGCUCACCCUCGUGCUGGUGGUGCUGCGGCAACAAACACCUGCCGCUGCAGCAGCACCCGGGGCCGGCAGUAGCAGUGGCAGUGGCAGUAGCAGUAGCCGCAACGGUGACGAGGAGCUGCAGCACGGGAAGCAGCAAAUAGCGGAUCUGCAACGGCGAUGCCAGGAGGUCCUACGGACAAGACUGAACCCGCUGUUCAAGGUCUCCCGGGUGGUGGUGGUGCCCUCCCUGCCCCGGAACGCGUCCAACAAGGUCAUGCGGCGAGUGCUGAGGGACAUGCUGCUGCAGCUGCCGGGCCAGGCGAAGCUCUGAGCCCCGCCGCCGGUAGUCGGUAGCCGAGAGCUGCACUGGUUGGGCAGAAGGACUGGUUGGGCCCCAUAUAUCGGACAGUCCUGGCUGGUGUCCUAGGUGGGAUCUGCGCGAGGGGGCCGAGUCCGAAGAGAACCGCCCGCGCAGUGCGCAAGUGAGAGGGAAAGGGGGGAUGGAGGCGGGGCCAGAGAUAGGUUCGAUGUGCUCGAGGAUGCGAGAGGAUGGAUAAUAGAUGGGCUGCUGGCAGUGCGUAGCAGGGGAGCCGUCAUAACACCGGCGUGCCAUUAAUUGGAUUUGGCCAGCAGCGCCGCGUCCCGCCGCCGCCUGGUGCUUUCGAAACUGCACGCAGCAACAACCAGCAGCUGUAGCAGCAGUAGCAAACAAGAGUUGCAACAGUAGCGGCAGUGUGGAAGACUGCCCGCUUCUCUGCACAGACCCCCCGCCACAUGAAGGGUGAAGGCGGGGCCGAAGGGAUGAAUGAAUGGGGCACCGUGAUGGUGGCGGGCCCGGUAGUGCACGUGGCUGCUAGAGACGUCUAUAUGAUGAUGUGUGUCUGUGUAGUAGCUCUGCUGCUGCUGCUGCUGCCGCCGGGCAAGGUGUGUGUCUGUCUAAAUGUAUGUAUGUACUGCUGUAAUUCUUAACGGGC
Molecule: messenger RNA, 2808 nt
Organism: Volvox carteri f. nagariensis
Lineage: Eukaryota; Viridiplantae; Chlorophyta; Chlorophyceae; Chlamydomonadales; Volvocaceae
Exons: 13
Coding region: 357-2165 (602 amino acids)
Source: RefSeq, a predicted model, not a curated record